AUGCCACUUGUGCACAUUCGCGACGGGCCCACGCUCCUGCCGCACACCACGCCCGGGUACACGAUCACAGAGACGCUGCAGAGCUCGUACAUGCUCCUCAUUGUGCAGGCCGCUGACGGCUACGCGCUCGGCACGGCCUGCUUCGACGACGGCGAGAGCAUCCCGCCGACGCCGCACCGCGACGCGCAGUUCCACGUCGAGACGGGUCAGGUCAGAAUCGAGAGCAGCGGGACGUUUGGCGUGGGGCCGAAGCUGUUGAAAAUGCAGGCUCCAUCGUGGGCUACAUCGUCGAAAGGAGGGCAAACGCGCAAGCAUUCGCAGUCUAUUCGGCGGGUAUUUAUAUACACUCACGAGACAAAUUAA
Messenger RNA from Phanerochaete carnosa HHB-10118-sp, 363 nucleotides. RefSeq lists its product as uncharacterized. NCBI's taxonomy places the organism in Eukaryota, Fungi, Basidiomycota, Agaricomycetes, Polyporales, Phanerochaetaceae. The coding region runs from base 1 to 363 and encodes 120 amino acids. The record is from RefSeq and is a predicted model, not a curated record. The transcript has a single exon.